GUCACGCCUUGCCCAGACGGGGCCCAGCGGACGCCACGAACCGCAGACGCGGUCAGCGAAACACAACGGUGCCGCCGCAGCGCUCCAUCAACACUUCGAAGAUGACUUCGCAGCAGGGCGGCCGCUCGUCCCCCACCCAACUCUCCGCCCUGGCGGCCCCUCGUGCAGCCCGCAGCGAGUCACACUCGCAUUCUGCGAUAAGCAGCUCCUCGACCGCGCUCCACCCGGCCGCCAAUGCAACCUCGAGUCACUUGAACGCAGCACUCCCGCCGCUCAACACGGACGACCCAGCCGACCCCUCGCUGCCGCGCUUCCACAUCCGCAACCCCUCGGCCGCCCUCUCGCUCAACACCGACGUCGACGAUCUAUUCAUGAAGGCUGCCGAGCGCCUGCAACACGCGACGACGCUCGGGGACGGCAGCACGGCGGACGCGCUGCGGCACUCGGCCACGGCGCCCAUUGCGAUACAGGAGGGCUAUCUGCGGAGCACGUUUUCGGCGGGGAGCAUGACCGGGUCGCUUUCACCUGGCUCUGCACUUUCAUCACCCGCGCUGAACGCUUUGGUCGAUCUCACCCCGCUCCCUUCGCCACUGGUUAUGAGCGAUUCGCCGGGAUCAUGGACCAGGGGAGGUGUUUCGUUUCGCCCUCGCUCGAGAGGCGCGUCAGGCUCUUCCCGAGACGAUUCCUUCGCCAUGUUUAGCAGAGGCGGCACGCUCUCGCCCUCACCCUCGUUGAAGAAGAAAGGGUACCAGAAGCUCAAGACAGCUGGAGAGCAGGCCGUGGACGCCAGCAUGCAGACCCAGCACAAGAACGACGCCUCCCGCGAGAGGAACAGGAGCCUCAGCGAGUUUAGGCCCGACUCCAUGCACAACAUCGGCGCGCGACAUGUCACCAUCUCGAAUGUGGCACCCCAAACGUCUCAACCCGACACUACGUAUGAGUCUCGACUCCACCGUGAGGCCUAUCUGGCCGCACAGCGAGGCUUGGUCCCCGCUACAGUACCCGCUGGCCUGCCCACACCACCCGCUAGCAAUCGGAGCGUCACUGAGAGUGAAGAAGACGAGAUCGCAGAACACGACAAGGUCGACUACAUAACCGUGAGACAAGGCCCGCAGAUGGUCAAGAAGCUCUGGCGCCCAGUACGCCAGCUCGGCCAAGGCACAUUUAGCAAAGUCUGGCUAGCCACAAGCGAGAAGCGCUCAGCCAACGACCCACUCGACGAGACCACCCUCGAUCCCCGCAAACUUGUCGCCAUCAAGGUCGUCGAGCACGGUCCUGCAGGCGGCGCCGACGAAGAGCGCGUAGAACUAAGCCUGAAGCGGGAAGUCGAGAUGCUCCGUUCUGUCUCCCAUCCUUCGCUCGUCCAUCUGCGAGCAUUCGAUAACGGUGAUUCUCAAGCGCUGCUGGUUUUGACAUAUUGCCCCGGUGGUGAUUUGUUCGACGUAGCCAGCACGAACCGCGACCUGCUCGGUGUAGAUCUCGUACAGCGCAUCUACGCCGAGCUAGUCAGUGCCACCCGUUACCUCCAUGAGAAGCUCAUUGUGCACCGCGACAUCAAGUUAGAAAAUGUUCUCCUUAAUAUUCCCGUUUCCACAGUACCCUUGCUCAAAAAUCCACGUUCGCAUCCGUAUCCUAUAGCAACACUCACGGAUUUGGGCCUAUCGCGCCGUAUUCCUGCUCCGCCCGAAUCACCUCUGUUGACUACUCGCUGUGGCAGUGAAGAUUAUGCUGCUCCUGAAAUUCUCCUGGGUCAGCCGUACGACGGUCGUCAAACUGAUGCCUGGGCCCUUGGUGUUCUCCUUUAUGCACUAAUGGAAGGUCGUCUACCGUUCGAUUCUCCACCAGGCAAGCCCGUACGCAGUCGGCCGGCUCAUCGCAUUGCACGAUGCGACUGGAUGUGGAUCAGGUUUGGUGACGACGACGGCGAAUGGGACGCCGAGAAGGGCGAGGACUGGGAAGGCGCGCGAGCUUGCGUCGAGGGUCUUCUGAAGAAGGUGUCACGCGGCCGCAAGAGCCUCGAGGACAUUGAGAAGAUGGAGUGGGUGCAGAACGGCAUUCAAGUGGACGGUGGCGUGAGGCGCAGGAUCGAGGACUAUGAUCGAUGCCCAUAGCCAUUAACGGCAGCAUCGCCGCAAACUAUGUAUUAAUAACGCGGUCUCCAACGGGACCGAGAUUUCCUUGCGUCCAUUUCAUAUCUGGGAAGAGGAGGUCGGCACUGGGCGGGUACGGUAUCGGUCGGCACAGGAUACGAAUCGUUGAGAUACCACGGGCAGGACGACACACGGCUGAAUAGAUGGGGCGGUACGGUCGGCUCUGGUUCUACGGCUCUUGGUCACUCGCUCGACACUCGCUCCUUUGCUCGAUCGACUUCUUUUUCUUUCUCUUCUUGUACCUG
Molecule: messenger RNA, 2395 nt
Organism: Paraphaeosphaeria sporulosa
Lineage: Eukaryota; Fungi; Ascomycota; Dothideomycetes; Pleosporales; Didymosphaeriaceae
Product: kinase-like protein
Exons: 3
Coding region: 102-2111 (669 amino acids)
Biological process (GO): intracellular signal transduction; protein phosphorylation
Cellular component (GO): cytoplasm
Molecular function (GO): ATP binding; protein serine/threonine kinase activity
Source: RefSeq, a predicted model, not a curated record